UGCUGUAGAAUUUUACAUGUAUUACUGUAAUCUUAUAAAGAAUAAAGAAAGACCAUUCGUAUUCUGUUCUUACAAUGGAAAAGAAAGCAAUGUUUUGUGAGCUGUAAAGAAUGGCCUUUUGCCCGACAGAAGAGAAAAUAUAUGGCUACGAAGACUCUCGGUUUGAGAAAGAUGUCGACGAAAAUUUUCACUGUUCUAUCUGUUACAAUGUUCUCAAAGAACCAAGGAUGUGCAGAAAUAACGAACACAUCUUUUGUCUUGCCUGUAUCAGUGAACACCUUCGUGUAAACUCUCAAACUUGUCCUGAAUGUAACGAGCAUUUGAGCGUAGAUACGCUUCGCAGGGCACGUUUAGCGAGUAAUUAUUUGUCUAAGCUCAAGAUAAAUUGUGAUCAUGCCAGUCGAGGAUGUGCUGAGUUGACCUGUCUUGAAAAUCUCGAAACUCAUGUGGCAAAUUGUGGUUAUGCUCCUGUGUUGUGUUCAAAUCCAGAGUGUGGUAUGGUCAUCAACAAACGAGAAAGAGUCCAUCAUGAGACUGAAAUUUGUCGACAUAGAAAAGUGAAGUGUCAUGACUGUGGACAGAUACUGGAAGAUGUGGGAACAUUGAAAGGAAGUUUAAUGGAACUGGAUGGGAAAGUCAUGAAAGCAAUGAAGGAACUGGAUGGAAAAGUGGAUCAAAUCAAACAAGAAGUUAAGAAAGAAGUAAAAGAUGUAAAAGAAAGUGUUUCAAAAGUGAACAAAGAUGUGGACGAAGUCAAAGUGAUGACGAGUCAAGUGUUAGAGAAGUUAAAUAUGCUUGAACAGCUUAACAAACUGCCAUCUCCGACUGCGGAAAUGUUGAAGACACCAAGGGAAGACAUUUUGCUUGCAGGUGGUGGUUACUUUUUCAGUGCAACUAGUAAAAGUGUGGAAAUAUAUUCCUGGGAGAAGAACGGUUGGUUUGAGGUGUCACCAAUGAAUGAAAGGCAUUGUGGAGCUUCAUCAUUUAUUUAUAAUGAUCAGUUGUUUGUUGUUGGGGGAGAGCAUAGUAAGACAAUAGAGACCUUGGAUCUCAAUAAAGUGCCUUUGAAAUGGAUGAAAUGUCCAGGGGAACUUCCUUAUUAUGGUGAUGAUCAUCAAACCGUUGUUUACCAACAGCGUAUCAUUCACAUUGGUGGAUAUAAAUACGCCCAAGGAAGACGGUCUAACAUGAUUGGUGAAUUGCAACUUAUGCAUCAGUCAAUUCUAGCAUUGCCCAUCCCCCCCCCCGGGCAACCCCCGGGCAUUUGCACUCUUUUUUUGCCCGGGGGCCGGGCAUUGGUACUUGCAAAGUUGUCCCGGGGGCGGGGAAUUGUUUACCGGCCGGGAAUUUGACUCAACCGGACGUUUCUGCGACGAACACGUGCUAUUAUAAUAAAAUGGCGUCGAAGAAUUCGGGCGUAAAAACGAGGAUUUUGUCGAUAUUUUCAUUCACAAAACGUCACACCAAUCGCACAUGAGAACUAAUUAAAGUUGUGUUUAACUAUCUAGCAUAAAAACACCUGAAUUCAUAGUACAAUCCUUGUUUUAUAUCUUGCUACGUGAUUGUAUAUUAACCACUGAACCGAUCGAGCACGUUUUUCAUAUUCAAAAGUUGGGAUGACUGCUGUAGCUUUUUAUAUACGAGGAAGCUAAUAAUGUUAUGGAAGUUUUGAGAUCUAAAAUACAUUCUAUAAAUGAGUCGGUGUGCGCUGGGGCCGGGCAUUUGUCAUCUUAUUUUUUGCCCGGGGGCGGGGCAUUGCCACGCUUUUUUUGCCCGACCCCCGGGAAUUGUCAACUUAAAGAAAAAAAAAGUGCAAAUGCCCGGGGGUUGCCCGGGGGGGGGGAUGGGCAAUGCUAGAAUUGACUGAUGCAUUACCUCACCUGGCACUAUGAAAAAGUUGUGCCAAAUGCCUGAGCCACGAGAUUCUCAUGGUGCCGAGAGUUUUGAAGAUAAGGUCACGAUUUUGGGAGGAGAAGAUGAUAACAGUUGUCCUUUAAAUAGUGUGUUGGAGUUUGAUGUAAAGAAGAAUGAAUGUAAGGAGAUGCCACCAUUACCACAUCCCAUGACGAAAAUGGCAACUGUUCACUGGAGAGAUCAAGUAGUUGUGCUUGGAGGGCGUGAUGAGGAUAUUCAAGCUCUAAAUGAUGUUUUCAUGUAUGACUGCAAGACGGGCAAGACCACAGCUUUACCAUCCAUGUUGGAGAAGAGAUAUGAAUGUUGUGCAGUUGUUACUGGAAAUACCAUUGUAGUGAUGGGAGGUGAGAAUGAGAAAGAAGAACAUCUCAGUUCAGUAGAGUGUUUUACAAUGGGAGGUUCUACAUGGGAGUAUCUUCCUGCCAUGAAUGAAGUCAGGUUCAGAGCAGUUGCUGAAGUUUUACCUCCCACAAGAAAAUAUGUGUAAGUUUGACACUUAGACACACUGUUAAAUGUUUAUUCAAAAUGCAUAAGAUUGUCUUAGAACAGGUCAAAUUUCCUCAUUUUAAUUAACCACCUAAGAGGGAAUUCUUGACUAAGGUAAUGUUAUACAGAGUGUCUCAACAAAAGGUAAUCUCUGUUUGGCAUGUUAUUGUGUAUUACGUAUAUAUAUGUAUGGCCAAAUAUAGGGGUGCACCGGAUUUGGAAUUUUCAAAUCCGGCCGGAACCGGAUUUGGACAAAAAUUCCGGCCGGAUUUGAGAUAAACCGGUAAUGGCAACAAUUGGGGGAUAAAUCAGUAUUCAAAAUGGCGGUUUAUGUUUUUUACUAUUUUUAGUCAGUUUAGAUUUUUGAUUGUGUUUAAACCUUUUUUAAAUAUAUUUUUGUUAAUAACUUAAUAUUUUGAAAUAGUAUAAGUUUUUUUUAAACUUUAAAGCUGCCAAAUUGGUGAAUUUUUUAAGGUGAAAACAGAAAUUUAAAUCCGGCCGGAUUUUCUCCAUUUCAAAUCCGGUGCACCCCUAGCCAAAUAUGAUCAGAUUUAACCCAUUGAGUGCCAGUGCUCUCCCCUUGACAAGUAAAAUCAUAUGGCAUUUAUAGGCAGAGUAAAUUAAUAAAGUAGGACACAGCGACUUUAAUCGGUUAACUAGACGCAGAGGUUCUGAUUUACCCUGGGCAUAGCAAUUAAACAGUGUACAUUAGGCACAAUGUAACUUAAUGGUUAAGUGACUGGUCGAAAUAACAUUUUUCCACCAUUUGGAAUUGCCUGUGAAACUAUUGUCUGUGUAUCCAAAUUAUUGUUAUUUCAAUAUUGAUUGGUUAUGUUUUCAUUGCAAGACAUAGUGUAAUAAUGACUAAGACUGAAAUGAACACAGUUUGGGAAGGUUGUAGGGUGUUGUAGAUGGAAAUUUUUGAGUGGAAAUUUAUAGACAUUUAUUUAUUAGACCAGAAUCGCAGGACUUCGGGUCCGAUUCUUGCCCGGGACCUAUAGUUGCAUAAAUAAAUGUAUAUAAAUUUCUACUCGAUAGUUUCCAUCUACAAGACCAUUAUUCAUUCGAAGAUUGUGUGGAGGGUUGACCAAUCAAAAGUGCAUCUUUUUCAAUUAUUAAAUUACUAUUAAUUAAACUACAAAAUAGUAGUUAAGCGUUUUAUACAACUGGUCCCUGAAAUAUUUCAACUUCUUAGAUAAAUUGUUGAUCCAAGUAUUUUAUAAGGUAUUAGAAGUUAGUAUAUAAUAUGUAAUAAAAUGAAAAUUAAAAUUUGUUGCAGUCUUUUGUAUAUUCUGUACGAAAUAAUGAAUAGGUUAAUAUUAAAUAAUAAUAUUCCUGAACAAUUUAUGUGUGAACCGUAUUGAUCCCCUGGGUGCCUGGCUAAAAGCGCCUUUAUGAGCGGAUAUUUACGAUUUUCCAAUACUCUUUGAUUGAAAAUUGCCGUUUAUAACCGCAUUCACGUAUAAAAAUCCGUAGAUCUGAAGGCUCUUCACUUUUUCUCUGCCUUCCUUGGGUACGCCUUGCUUGCAUCAUUUCUUCAUUAACCAAGAAGUGUAUCUUAAUAGACCUUUAAGGUAAUUACGUCACGACAUGUGAUUAGGUGAACUUUUGGUAUAAAAAACAAAGGAAAACUAAUUUGCACUUCACCUAAUGACAUCAUAUCUGGAAACUUUGACAGUGAAAAAGUUGACCAAGAUGAGACUUUUUAUUAUAAAGAUAUAUUACAUUUCUUUUUCGAAUGACCCAAAUAUUACAUAUACCAAAAAUCAUAUUUGUGGUUAGUCGUACUAUUGUGUAGAGUAUAACAUGAAUACUCUCUACAUUAUAUGACAAACCAGUUUCAUAUCAUUUAAAAUUAUUCUGAGACUGCAGAGUACUACAAAUCAUUCAUUGUCCUGGGCGGGAUUCGUACUUCCGGUUUCUAGACCGCCGGCUAGGCAUUGACCUAUCAAGUCAACGGGGAUUGGUAGCGAGUCUUAAGUGCACGAAAUAUUUUUGCGACGACUUGACGCUUGUUUUGGAAGCAAUUCCUUUUCAGAACCAUCCUAUGAAAAACUAGUUAGAUAUGGAAAUCUUGACCUUGUUUGACUGAAAAACUGGUUCUGAAAUUCUAUGACGAGUUCAAAGCAUUUUUGGCUAAACUGCAUGAAAACAACAUCAAGAAUAGGAUGCGGACAUUUGUAUUGCCGUGCAAGCUUGUCGGACACAUAAUAAACAAUUCUUCACAAUUAAAUUUACAAUUUCAAGAUUAUAAUUUAUAGCUUUGUCUAUGGCCACAAGAAUGCCAGAAUGAGCAUAAUAUUCUGAAUCGGUCUUCUCAAUACUCUACCUCGGUAUUAAUCUCAAAAUAACCUAUACAUAUCACCGUUUCUAUGUACAUUCCGUAACGCUAGAAAAUUUAUGUCCUGAACGAGACCACAGAGUCCAGCAGAUCUGUGAAACAUACAGUGUCAGCAUCACCUGGUAACAUUUGGUUGUCGGGUAUCACAAUGAACUUAAUCAUAUUUAGUGUCAAAAUCAGAACUAAACUCGUUCAUUUUCUAGGACACUGGCACAACAAUGGUACUGCGUGAACUUGCAAAACUAAACAACACAAGACAAGUCCGUGUUCAUACGAUAUCAUUUAACUGUGACGACAGGUGAGAGUCUAGGGUUCAUCUGAUGAUAAGACAACUACAUUCAUAUUACAGGAACCAGAGAUGAAAUGCACAUAAACAAACAACGUUACAUCAUCAAUAUUCUCUUAUUUUUUCAGCUCUGCAAAUAAAUUUCUUCAACUACUUGCAGGCCAGACAGGAGGAAGGUAAAAGUGCAAAAAUAUUCUCCAUUUCAUUUAUACCUCGUUAAAAAAUAGAGAGGAAAAAUCAGCUGCGAAUUGAGAGAGAUAACAAGUACCUGAUUGGUUUAUAUUUUAUCACGUGAUUGCUUUUAUAUUCACUAGUAUAAAAGCUCAUGUAAUUCUCCCGAUCUACACUACCACAGAGUAAGUGCAUACAGAGGUCACCAGGGACCGCGGAGCGUUUGGGGAAUUGGUGGGGCUUACGCGAGCGCCGAAUACCGCUUGGGGUGUCUGUGGGCAUCCCCCCCUCCCCCCGGAAAAUUUUGAAAUUUAGGCCUCUAAAAUGGCUGCAAAUGCUUCUAAAUUUAGCGGUUAUCGGAAAAUAGUAGACACUUUUGUGUCCAAGUUAUUUAGGAAACUACGGAAAAAUUAUUGAUGGGGCUAAAGCCCUGGUAACAUAGGUUAAUUUAGCGUAAGGGAUUUUCUAAGUCCGCCAUGCAUGCUCUUAGCAAGUAUCCUAAGGAGAGACCGUCACCCCCUGAAAACAAAUUGAAAUUUAAUGGCAAAAAUUUUGCAGACCCAACCAUUAAAAACUAAAAAAAUUUGAUUAUCCAACCUCAAAUAUCAAUUUAAAAAAUAAAUACCCAUCCCCGGCCAUGUCUUUUACCACUUCUGUGACAUGAGUUCGAUAACUGCUUGUGCAGUUUUCUGCAGUUUAAAGUUUCAUGUUGUCUGCACAUGUACUCUUUCUUUGGAGACACCACUUGUCUUCCAACAAAUCGGAAAAUGAUCAAGAUAGUGACUUUGAUUGAUUUACAUAUUGUAUCGUAUUGUAUUGACAUGUGAUCGUUGACAUUGCUUUUUAGUCUCCAAUAUUUCUGUGAGUCAUGCUUUGGAAAUGACAAUCAAAUUUUAUCAUCCAAUCCUUGAGUUGUUUUGUUUUGUUUUUCAUUUACCCAACCUUUUACUCACUCAAAAUUUUGUUUACCCAACCCUUUUCUCUUCGGUGCCUCCCCCCACCAUAAAUUAGAGAGUUUGGCAAAUACAAGGGCAACGGCAAUAUGGUCAUCAACAAUAGCGUUAAUCCUCAAAGACAAAGGCGAAUGUAAAUUACAUGGUCUUAAGCGUUGUGCAAUGCCGUAGUUGUUGAAACUAGUACGUGAUUUGCAUCAUUUUCACGGUGCAUGACUAAGGCAACAGGUAAUUCGUUCGAUGUUAUUUGAGGUGUUUUAUUUGAAUUCGCGGACUAUUUUUACUUAAGGGUACGUUUGAAAGAAACAGGAAUACUUAAAGAGGCAAACUAAGUGUAGUAACGUAUACUUUGGCUCAAAUACAACAAUAUAAGCAAUUAUAUUUUUCCCGUUGUCGUUGUCGUUCUAGGUUGCCAAACUCCCUAAUGACCGUUCCCUAAAGAGAGCCAGAUAUGCGCAGUAAAAACUACCUUAUGGUUUUCCCGCGGAAGUGAGACCUCUGCAUGUUGCUUACUCUGUGACAUUAGAGAGUUUAAGUUCGACUACCAAUACCGAUACCAAUGUUUUCACUUCCGUUCUCAUUUUGGUAUCGGGAAUUUUAAAGCGUUAAGUUAUCACGACAGUUAAAGUAUAGAACACAUUAACCGUCACCGAAAAAGUGCGGUAUACUAAACGGCAGCUGAGCUAAAAUUCCGACUAAAACAUGACUCAGGCGAUGCUAAUAAACAAAUAGUUUACAUGUUUAUCGUAAAAAUUAUCAAAUAUCCGAUUUGUAUGAGUUUAUCUUACAAUUCCCCCGACUUCCAAUACAAGGCCGACUUCCAAUACAAGGCCGACUUCGGUAGUGGUGACUUCCAAUACACUUGUCCUCGUGCUUCUUGCGAGCAGAGAGCAUGCGCAUGACAUGUUGUUAGUAUCGGUAUUGGUAUCGGAAGUCGAACUUAAACUCUCUAUUACUAACGUGCCGACGAAGUGCCGUCGCUCGAAAGGUCGAAGUUCUGCUUAUAUUUUUCAGGUAUUUCUAUCCCCCUCAAUCCACAGCUGUCUCGGUUAUCCUCGCUACCUACACUGACACAGACAGUUUGAGAUUGUGUCACAAAGGAAAAAUCAGAGCAUACUAUAAGAUAACAUGCAGUCAAUGAUAAGUUUUCAAAUUUUUUUUAGAUUUCACCGAAGUCAGUCAGAGGCUGCCGGUCAUCUGCUAGCUCACAGAUUGUUGACAGAAAAAGUUCGUUCUGACGAGGUAACCAGUGCAGACUGCUCCAUUUACUGUUCGGAGUAUUCCGAAUUUUUGGAACACUUUUUUUUUUUUUUUUACUGACCUAGGGCCCAUUUUACUCAGGAAAAUUCACCAUUAUUAACUCAAUUACAAUUGGCAAAGCAGCAGGCUAGCAUUCAGGAGGUUUCGAGUUCAAUCCCCGCGUGUGACACGUAACAGCUGUAACAGCUUUUAUUCAGCAAAACAACUGCAGAUCACUUGCUAUGAACUUUUAUAAUUUUCAGGCUCUCACAGUACCAGUAUUCGAAGGAGAUGACUUACGUCGGUUAGUCAGUGAAAUCACUCUGUGUAGAAAAUUUCUUUUGCAAGCAAGAUCGUACAGGUAUGCCUAACCAUGCAUAGAUGUUUCACAAGAUAGCUGCAUACCUCGUCUCAGUCCACUUAUAGCGCGGUCUGGUUUGUACCUUCUUGCCGUACCUCCCUCUGGUGAUUACGUUCUUAAUUGUCAACGGUCGUACCCUGAACCAUGAGCACCCUCCUUCCUCCCCCCCCCCCAGGUCUGGUUAGGUCCAUCCUUAAUUGCUAACCCCUGUUUCCAACCAUUAACCCUACCUGAGAUGGACUGAGAUAGUUUAUGUAUCCUAAGAUGAAACCAGGGCGCUUAUGAAACUCACUGCGAAUAUUAACAUCUUGUGAACUCAAGAUUCGAGCUAUUUAAACAAGAUAACAAAAUUCAAGAUAAUAUUUCGACUUUAUUGCAAAGUCAUUUACAAAAGCGUGCUGCGAUCUUGUUAAAAUAUGACUUUGUCGAAAUAACAAGUCGAAAUAUUACCCCGAAUUUUGUUAUAUCUUGUUUAAAUAGGUCGAAUCUUGAGUCUACAAGAUGUUAAUAUUCGCAGUGUGUUUCAUCUUCUACUUUUCGAAGUUGUGUGCUGGUGAAGGAUUGUGUACACAUGUGUUUAAUGUUUUCUGAAAUUUUCUCAUUUUCUGUAAAUUUUACACAGGACACUGCUUCACGAGUACGCUCAGGGCGCCGAGAAAAAGCAGGAUCCAUCGAAACAGUACUUUCAGACAAGUGCGUAGAAUAUAUCAAAUAUCAUGUUGAAAAAUCCUAUCACAUCUCUAACAAAGUUUUGUCCAGAAAGUUUUGCUUAGAUUUUUGCAAUGUUUUGUUUUUCAGGUGCGCCAAAAUCGUCCAAAAUAUCCCUAGGUAACCCUACAACGAGUGAAAUAUUGGCGAACUAACUUUUGUGAUAUUCACACCGUCAUCCAAUCAUCCAUGCUCAAUAUGGUGAAUGGACAAGGAUGGCCUGUCGAGCGGAACAUCAACGCAUAAACCUCAGAUCUGGUCACCACGUUAUGUUCACAACUUGUGCUGUGAGAUCGGUUGGAGUGUGGGGGGAGGAGGGCGUUAGAUGGGGGCAACUUUCCUCACGUCCUCCUUGAUAGGAGGUCUUUAUUGUGAGAGCACCGAGUCCCUUCUCAAGUCCGGGCUAGAUAUGAGUACAAAUUUUAAAACAUUAGCAGAUGUAUUCAUUUCAAAAUAUUCAAGAAAUAACAUUGGUUGUAAUAUAGGACAAUCUUAGUUAAAUGUUGUAUAAUAUUAGUUUUUUGUAGUUUCACUGAAAAACAACAUGUUCAUUUUUAUUGCGCAGAGCUUUUGAGCCGUAAGCCCGGAUCUUCAUCCGUACACUGGUGACGAUUCGGAUUUACGGAUUGAGAAUUUUACGAUAAUCACUCGGGGUGCGAUAAUUCGAGAUUUUUAGCUGUACUUGAGCUGGUACAAACUUAAUAAGACUCCAGGUGAACUUAGUCUUUAAGAUAAAGUACUUUAACAUAAAGUAUUCAUUUCGAAAUAUAAAACUGAGUUAGAUCAUGAAGGAUCACAAAAAUAUGCAAUUCACUCAAACAUUCCUCAGUGCCAUCUUGUCUCAUCAUAGAUUGUAAAAUAACUGGAUAGGAAACUUCCUGACGUCACAGUCUAAAACCUAGUUGCAAUCUGUGACGUCACGUGUAUUGCCAAAGUUCUCGGUAUUUUUGUUGUUUCGCUAUAUUUUCCGCUUUAAAAGAGUAAUAUUGAAGUAUAAACUGGUCUAAUUGUUUUAAAGACAUGCCUAAGCCACGACAAAGUAUUCAAGGUAAAUGUUUUUCGUCUUUGUUUUGUAUUUUUUUACAUUUGUAGCUACGAAAUUGGCGUUGCUAAUUUUAACGAAAUUUGCGAUGCAUUUUUCACUGUUUAGUGCUUGAAAUAUUUGCUAAAAUUGACCGGGAAUACUUAGAGAUUUCAUCGUAGAAUGGCCUAGUUAUAUUUAUUUGCUCUUUGACAAAAAUGUUUAGCUGUAUUAUCGCUAAACAUGCCGUUUUUGAGAAUUUGGUGUGCAACUAGGUUUCAAGCCAUCAUCCCAUUAAAACAUUAGGGCACGUCAGCUAGUUUCCUAUCCAUGUAUUUUAUUAUCCAUGGUCUCAUCAAUCCAAUCAUGUUUCAACAAUGACAGUUUUACAUAAAUACUGAAAUGUUUGCUGGUCAUAUGCGCGAUGGUACCAGCAAAAUGUAAAAGCUGUAAACAAAGAUGUAUACCAGACCUCAACAUCCGCAUACCUGGCUUCAAUAACGUAAGUAGGCGAAUUUAUAGCACGCUGCUAUUAAUACUUUUACACUGUAAAUACGACUAAUAUAGGAUAUAUUAUAGUAUAUGUAUUAUAUAAUUUUGGACAUAUUUUGUGGUAAUAUAUCACACACGAAAAUGACCAUAUUAUUUAUUUUUGAUUUGCAUCUGACGUCAUAGCGGCCAUGUUGGUGGAACGCUAACAAAAGAAUAUCAUUAGCAGCUAUUGAAAUAUUGUAUUGGGGUGUGUUUUCCUCCGACAUGACCUCUCAAUAGUGAUUUGAAAUCUCGAAAAGUGUGCUAAAACUACGAGCGCUAGCCGAGUUUUUUACCCUGCUUGAGGUGUUUUAAAUCCCUCAAAUCAACCCAUUUUUGUGUAUUAUAUAACUUUCAAAUGAAGAAGUAUUUAUUAAACAUAAUUUCAGGGUGAUAUCAACUUUCAUGGCAAUGCUUUCGUUUGUGUUUUACUCAUGAAUUAAGUUUGGGGAAGAGUGCUAUUGAACUGAUAAACAUUUAUGGCAACGUUUAACUUCCAUAUAACACGACAAAGUCAAAGAAUUCUUCCGUUUUUUUAGCAAGUCCCAGAGGAAAAUGUUUUCGUUUGGUAAACUUAUAAUUAUGUGCAUAUAUUAAACUUGAAUGCUCUAGUCAGAAUUUUACGGAACAAAACGGCUUUUAAAAAAUACAUUGCUUGUCCUUUGUUAUGGCAAACCCCGCAGGAGAAUCUUUUGUUCUCAUUGAAUAAUCAUACAUUUUUUCCAUACAAUCAACCAGUCUGUCUGCAAAAGUCAGACGACGAAGAACUCGAAUAUCUAUAAACUCUGGCAAACAAUUCGACAAACGAUGAGAAUGUAAAUGACUCUACAAUUCAACAAUCAGACCAAACGAGUACUUCUAAAGACAUGGCGAGGUCUUAUGGCAAAUAUGAAAAGUUGAAAGACAUCCCAGACAAUUUGUACGGUAUGUUUGUUUGCGUCGGACUUUCGCUUGUAAAGACUUAAAUAUUUUGUGGUUUACUUUUUGGUUUUGCAUCGAAGUACAAUAAGGCCCGGUUUAGACGGCGAACUUUUCAUGCGCCGAAUCUAAUGCAAGGAUUAAGUGCGACGUUGGAGCGGCGUCUAAAUCAAUUAAGUUCGGCAGGUUUUGAUUAAGUUCGACACGACUCGAAGAUGCGACAGGACAAGUCGUAUAUGCGACACAGGUUCGACAUUGAUUUAGACGCCGUGCUUUUCAUGCGCCGAACCUAAUGCAUAAUUAUUUUUUAACAUCAUAAUAUGAUUAUCAUAUAUUUGCAUUGUAAAUAUUUCCAACAUAAUGUCUUCGCAAUUUGGUACGGUGCAAUUAAGUUCGACGUCUAAAUCAGUUUCCCAUAUUUUGCCGUAUCUACGACAAUUAGAUUCGGCGCAUGAGAAGUUCGCCGUCUAAACCGGGCCUAAGGCAGCGUUUACACUGUACCGUUUUCGUAGCGUUCUCGUAUUGUUCGAGAGAACUAGACUAUUGUCUUGCGUUCCCUUGAGGAUUAAGAACAAUACGAGAACGCUACGAAAACGGUACAGUGUAAACGCUGCCUAAAAUAAUAUACAAACGAGAACCGCUGGAAUAAGUUGUCUUAUGCUGGAAUAAGUUGUCUUAUUCUUGGGUUUCACUACAGCAUGCAGUGAAUCUGACGGGGGUCAACCUCAAAUGUAUUGAUGCUUAUGCUUUAUAUGAGAAACGAGCUGGUCAGGUGCGAUCUCAGUCACGUUUGAUAACAUUUUCCAGAUCAAGGCUUUAUUCCACCUGACUGGGAUGGACAUUUUUUGCCGAUUUUGACCCGCUAUAAUAUAGUAUUGACAGUCGUAUAAACACAGAUAAAAUUCAUCCCAUUCAGGUGACCUUUCCGGCAAACUGAGCCUGGGAACGAGGUUGCUCAUAUGCAUGAACAUGCAUUCUCGUACCCAGAGCCCUUCUUACGCGUGGUGCGACGAGGGGCUCUGGCCAAAUCCAUAUCAAACUGGCAUCUGAUUGGCUACAACGAAGGUUAUUGUUCUAAUACCGGAUAUAUUCUUUUACCAUGUUUUUAUGGUAUCCGGUUUUGGAUUUGGCCAGAGCCCCUCGUUGCACCGCGCGUAAGAAGGGCUCUGGGUACGAGAAUGGUGAACAUGCAGUCCCAAAGAUCAAUCUUGGAUUAUUUCAUUACUCCAUUAGUGGAUGUAACCUUUCGACUAGGAAAAUUCAAAUUUUUAUUCAUAAUUUUUGUUACUCGUGUCAUUAGGUCUUGAUGGAAGAUUAAUAUCUUCAGGUAGCAAAUUCUUUUGUUCGUUUUGCAAACACUUUUAAAAACAUAACCCAAUAAAAUUUUAAAAACAUAACCCAAUCAUUUAGGCAAUAGCCUGUUGGGAAAUCCGCUCACCAAUAUUAAGUGAGAAACUCGCUAAACAAUAAACAAUAAACAGAAAAAUGCAACUAUAUUGCCGGGCCAUCUGGCUCUGCAUGGCAGGAAUCGAACCUAACGGCUUUGCGAUUCCGGCGGUACAGCCACUCUAAUCAACUUAGCUACAGAGUCCAGUUGUCGAGCGGUUAGCACUAUUUUCUAUCCAGCAAACUGACCUGACGUCAUUUUCGCAAGAUAGAAGAGGUGUUAAAUGGCUAUGUAACUAACCCAAACCCUACCCCUACUCUAACCCUAACCUCAACCCUAACUCUAACCCUAACCGAAUUAAUAAAAAAAUCCAAAAAGAAACAACUUUACAAAAUCGAUAGGGCGGUUUGCUGGAUGGAAAAAAGUGCUAUCCUUGUCGAGCUGUAACCGCAAGUUCAUGUAUAUAUACUAUAAGGUGAUGCCAGUCAGCCAGUGUAAGGUGUAUGUGAGGAACCAUUAUGCCACUAUCGUCGCAUUUUUCGCAGCUGCUCUAGCUCAAGUCCAAAAAUGUAUACAAUUUUCACUCGGAAUUUCUAUCUACAAAAACCCCUGUAACAUUUACUUCUAUCGAACGAGGUACUGAUUAAGAAUUUGUUGCUUUCUUUCAGACGAAGACACCAACGUUGAUGUAGGAGAUUCUUUCGAUGAAAAUAGCAACCAAAAUGAUGUAAGUGUGCAAGUAAAAAUAAUUUAUUAGACUGUUUAUUCGACCAAACAUUGCUGGUAACUUUGGAGAGGUUCAGAUUUGACUUCCACUACCGCUACCAUGCACUACCAUUCACGGGAUUAGGACGCAUCUGACUGGUUAAUCAGGUAGUAGAAAUGCAUGGUCCCUUCUUAAUAGUAGCGGUAGUGGAACCUCAAAUUUGAACCUCUCUAUUAUCGCACUUUUUCUGUGUUUGUUUCAAUGAUUGCAAGAUUGCAAGUACCACGCAGGCACUUCAUUCAAGUAGCACGCAGAUAUUCGGUCAAGUACCACACAGGCACUUCAGUCAAGUAGCACACAGACACUUCAGUCAAGUAGCACACAGACACUUCAGUCAAGUAGCACAAUUAACCACAUGAAAUUUCCAUGCCCAAUAUAUUCAAACCCAUGAUUAAGUAGGCAUAUGUGUCUGCAUGUCUGAAAAACGAUUGGACUGGUGGAACCGAGGAAUGUUUCAGUCGUGUUUGUAUAUGCAGUUAUGCUGUCUUGUUUUAACUCGUAGUUUCAUGUUGGUAUUUUACAAUAAGCUGCCGUGGUUUGUACUGAAUGAAUACCUCUCAGAACCCUGUACUUUAUGUAUUUUAUUUCCAAGACAAAGUACAUCUUGAGUCUUGGCAAUAAUCACUGGACUACCAGUCAGGUACGACUAAAAUCUCGAAUUAUCGCGCCCAGGAAAUUGUAUAUGUCUCAAAUUGUAUAUAGGAAUUAGGAAAUAACACCAGCAUCUGUUACGAAAUUGAUGUCAUGACCUUUGAUCAUAUGAUUUCACAUUUCCAAGUAUUAUGAACAAUCUCGGUUUGUUACAAUCUCGUUUGUUAUUGCAAAACCAAAGCUAUAAAGGCGGAAGUGUUUCAAAAACCUGGCCUAUCUUUUGUCGUCGACGUAUUUGCUGUAAAGUUUAAGAUAAAUCUAAAAAAAUACCAUUCGUAUUCUGUUCUUACUCUUACCAUGGAAAAAGAAGCAAUGUUUUGUGAGCUGUAAACACUAUGGCGAUUUGCCCGACAAAAGAGAAAACAUAUGGUUACGAAGACUCUCGGUUUGAGAAAGAUGUCGACGAAAAUUUUCACUGUUCUAUCUGUUACAAUGUUCUCAAAGAACCAAGGAUGUGCAGAAAUAACGAACACAUCUUUUGCCUUGGCUGUAUCAGUGAACACCUACGUGUAAACUCUCAAACUUGUCCUGAAUGUAACGAUCAUUUGAGCGUACAUACGCUUCGCAGAGCACGUUUAGCAAGUAAUUAUUUGUCUAAGCUCAAGAUAAAUUGUGAUCAUGCCAGUCGAGGAUGUGCUGAGUUGUCCUGUCUUGAAGAUCUCGAAACUCAUGUGGCAAAUUGUGGCUAUGCUCCUGUGUUGUGUUCAAAUGCAGAGUGUGGUAUGGUCAUCAACAAACGAGAAAGAGUCCAUCAUGAGACUGAAAUGUGUCAGUACAGGAAAGUGAAGUGUCAUGACUGUGGACAGAUACAGGAAGAUGUGGGAACAUUGAAAGGAAGUUUAAUAGAAUUGGAUGGCAAAGUGGAAGCAGCAAAUAAAGAAAUGAAGAAAAGUGUGGGUAAAUUGGAAGGAAGUUUAAAGAAACUGGAUGGAAAAGUAGAUCAAAUUAAGCAAGAAGUUAAGAAAGAUGUAAAAAAUGUAAAAGAAACUGUUUCAAAAAUGAGCAAAGAUGUGGACGAAGUCAAAGUGAUGAUGAGUCAAGUGUUAGAGAAGUUAAAUAUGCUUGAACUGCUUAACAAACUGCCAUCUCUGACUGAGGGAAUGUUGAAGUCGACACCAAGAGAAGACAUUUUGAUUGCAGGCGGUGGUGAAAUUUUUAGUGCAACUAGUAAAAGUGUGGAAAUAUAUUCCUGGGAGAAGAAUGGUUGGUUUGAGGUGUCACCAAUGAAUGAAACGCAUUCAGGUUCUUCAUCAUUUAUUUAUAAUGAUCAGUUAUUUGUUGUUGGAGGAAUGCUUAGCAAGACAAUAGAGACCUUGAAUCUCAAUGAAUUGCCUUUGAAAUGGAUGAAAUGUCCUGGAGAGCUUCUUUAUGAUGGCUUUGAUUAUCAAACUGUUGUUUGCCAACAACGUGUGAUUCACAUUGGUGGAUAUUGUUCUGACCAAUUGAGCACUUCUAACAUGAUCAGUGAAUUGCACCUUACCUCACCUGUCACUAUGGAAAAGUUGUGCCAAAUGCCUGUGCCACGAGAUUCUCAUAGUGUCGAGAGUUUUGAAGAGAAAGUCGUGAUUGUGGGAGGAGAAGAUCGUAAUGAUCAUCCAUUAAAUAGUGUGUUGGAGUUUGAUGUAAAGAAGAAUGAAUGUAAGGAGAUGCCACCAUUACCACAUCCCGUGACGAGAGUGGCAACUGUUCGCUGGAGAGAUCAAGUAGUUGUGCUUGGCGGGCGUGAUGAGGAUCGUCAAGCUCUGAAUGAUGCUUUCAUGUAUGACUGCAAGACGGGCAAGACCACAGCUUUGCCAUCCAUGUUAGAGAAGAGAUAUGAAUGUUGUGCAGUUAUUACUGGAAAUACCAUUGUAAUCAUGGGAGGUGAGAAUGAGAAAGGUGAAGCUCUCAAUUCAGUGGAGUGUUUUACAAUGGGAGAUUCUACAUGGGAGUAUCUUCCUGCAAUGAAUAAAGCCAGGGACGGAGCAGUUGCUGAAGUUUUACCUUCCACAAGAAAUUAUGUGUAA
This is a messenger RNA of Paramuricea clavata, 15739 nucleotides long. Lineage: Eukaryota; Metazoa; Cnidaria; Anthozoa; Malacalcyonacea; Plexauridae. The record is from the annotation of a GenBank genome assembly.